Molecule: messenger RNA, 953 nt
Organism: Thrips palmi
Lineage: Eukaryota; Metazoa; Arthropoda; Insecta; Thysanoptera; Thripidae
Product: trypsin delta-like
Exons: 6
Coding region: 58-903 (281 amino acids)
Biological process (GO): proteolysis
Molecular function (GO): serine-type endopeptidase activity
Source: RefSeq, a predicted model, not a curated record
CACAGCGCGCAGAGCCUCCACGCCGCCGCGGACGCCGCAGACCCAGACCUGGUCGCCAUGGCCGCCCCCGAGGCCCUCCUGCUGGCGGGGCUGCUGCUGCUGCUAGCGGUGCUCGGCCUCUGCCAGGCGGGCCCCAGCCAGCUCAACUCGGCCAGCGGCGGCAGCAUGCCCGCGCACAAGAAGAUGCAGAUCGUGGGGGGAACCUCAGCCGACAUCAAGGAUUUCGGUCACCAGAUCAGCUGGCUGCGGCUGGGGAGGCACAUGUGUGGCGGCUCCAUCAUCUCCCCCGACUACGUGGUCACGGCGGCGCACUGCUGCGUUGACGUCAACCUCAACAUCUCCGAGAUCGUGGCGGGCAGCACGCUCAUCCCCAACAGGGGCCGCGGCCAGACCACGCAGAUCGUGGAGGUGCACCCGCACCCGGACUUCGACGCCAUGUCCUACACGUGCGACGUGGCCCUGCUCAAGGUGUCGCCGCCCUUCAAGUUCGACGAGGUGGUGCGGCCCAUCGCCAUCGUGGACGUCGCCACCGCCCCCAAGACCGGCGACCAGGUCUACGUCACCGGCUGGGGGAAACUGUCGGAGUUCGCCACGGCGGCGGCCACGAUCCUGCAGAAGGUCAAGGUGCAGAUGAAGGACUUUGACACGUGCCGCAACCGGUACGCCGAGAUCCCCAUGGUGCUGACCGAGACGACCUUCUGCGCCUCGGCGGACGGCAAGGACGCCUGCCAGGGCGACAGUGGCGGCCCGCUGAUCCAGAGGACCGAACACAAGGACUUCCUGCUGGGGAUAGUGUCGUCCGGGAAAGGGUGCGCCCUCAAGGAGUUCCCGGGGCUGUACACGGACCUGCGCUCCGAGAAGAUGCGGGCUUUCAUCACCAAGAUCACGGGCAUGAAGCUGUAGCAGCAGCAGCAGACCAUUUUCGGCAUUAUUAAAUCCGCCACUGUCGCCGU